GCAUCCCGCUCCGACGCAGGUGAGCUGAAGUGAGCUUCCUUCCUACCAAGACCGUCGUAUUUAUUUAUGUAAUAUCAUUUAUUUAAGAAUUCCAAUUCUCCUCACUUUCAUCAUUUCAACUCUCACAUCAACCCCUAAAUUAGAACAUCACCACCAUGUCUCAACCAGAUCCCAAGCGUGUCAAAACCGAUGACGAUGCUCCCUAUGUGCUCAUCUACUGGCCAGUUAUUCCCGGUCGCGGCGAAUUCGUUCGCCUUGUGCUCGAAGAAGCUGGUGUCCCAUACUCAGACGUUGCACAGAACAUAGAGAAGGGCAUGAACGCAGUCAAGAGUCUUACUUCUACAGACAACGUUGGCGACGAGCACAACCCACCUGCUCUAGCUCCCCCAGCUCUCAAGCACGGCGACCUGCUCAUUUCUCAGACACCCAACAUUCUUCUAUACGUCGCUCCAAGGGUUGGUCUGGCGCCUAGAGAAGGAAACGGCGUGUAUCAUCUCAAUGAGAUUGUUUUGACGAUUCUCGAUGGUCUUGUCAAUGAACUCCAUGAUACUCAUCAUCCUAUCGCCAUUAGUCUCUACUACGAGGACCAGAAGGAGGAGUCCAAGAAAAAGUCCAAGUAUUUCAUCAAGGAGCGCCUCCCCAAGUAUUUCAAAUACAUGCAGCGAGUGCUUGACGCCAAAACCAGUGGUGAGGGGCCAUGGCUAUAUGGCGACAGCUUGACCUAUGCAGACCUCGUCCUUUUCCAGGCUGUUGAUGGCACCAAGUUUGCCUUCCCUAAGUCUACCGAGGCGUUGAAGAAGUCUGGUGAAUACGACGGCGUUUUCAAGUUAUACGACGCUGUUAAGGAGAGGCCUAACAUUAGCAAAUAUCUUCGGAGUGACAGGCGCAAGAAGUACUCGGAGGGAAUCUGGCGACAUUACCCUGAGUUGGAGGAAGAAUAGGCGAAGGUCAAGGGCUUGCAAGUCUCUGACAGAAAAGUUAACCUAUCACCUUCGCGUUGAAGAAGUCCAAAAAUGAAAUGCGUUU
This is a messenger RNA of Fusarium redolens, 1026 nucleotides long. Its product is annotated as glutathione S-transferase. The coding region runs from base 156 to 941 and encodes 261 amino acids. Gene Ontology annotation, molecular function: glutathione transferase activity. The transcript is spliced from 2 exons. The record is from RefSeq and is a predicted model, not a curated record. Gene Ontology annotation, biological process: glutathione metabolic process. Lineage: Eukaryota; Fungi; Ascomycota; Sordariomycetes; Hypocreales; Nectriaceae.